Periophthalmus magnuspinnatus is the source of this 3640-nucleotide messenger RNA. RefSeq names its product transmembrane protein 106Ba (gene tmem106ba). The record is from RefSeq and is a predicted model, not a curated record. The coding region runs from base 100 to 876 and encodes 258 amino acids. NCBI's taxonomy places the organism in Eukaryota, Metazoa, Chordata, Actinopteri, Gobiiformes, Gobiidae. The transcript is spliced from 8 exons.
GUCCCUCGCUCUAGUGAACCAUAAUAAACACCAGACACACGGCGCAUGACUUAUACUGGAUAUUUCUGCUAUUUCAUUGUCUACUUUUAAGAUCUCACCAUGGGGAAGAGCCAGUCGCUCUUGGGUAAGCGCAAAGACGACAGCCAAGAUGUGCUGACGGGCUCUGAGGUGGAGAAGGAGGAGAAAAGUGAGGACGUGUCACAGUUCCCCUACGUGGAGUUCACCGGGAGGGACAGCGUGACCUGUCCGACCUGCCAGGGAACCGGCCGGAUACCCAGAGGUCAAGAGAACCAGCUGGUGGCUCUGAUCCCCUACAGUGACCAGCGUCUCAGACCCAGCCGCACAAAACUGUACGUGACAUUAUCUGUGGCCCUGUGCUUGCUGCUCUCGGGUCUAGCCGUCUUCUUCCUCUUCCCUCGGCCCAUCGAUGUGUCCUACGUAGGGAUCAAGUCUGCAUAUGUGUCCUACGACCAGGACAAGCGCAUCGUCUAUCUCAACAUCACGAGCACUCUGAACAUCACCAAUAACAACUACUACGCCAUUUACAUGACCAACAUCACAGCUCAAGUGCAGUUCUCCAAAACGGUGAUCGGGAAGGCCAAGAUCAACAACAGCACACUCAUUAUACCUCUGGACGAGCGACAGGUUGACUACACCGUUCCCACCAUCAUAGCGGAUGACAUGAGCUAUAUGUUUGACUAUUGCACCUUACCCACCAUCAGAGUGCAUAACAUAGGAGUCAUGAUGCAAGUUACCGUGACGACGUCGUACUUUGGCCACGCCGAGCAGGUUUCCCAGGAGACCUACCAGUACGUGGACUGUGGAGGCAACACCACCACGCUGCACUCCGCACACGCACGCAUCUACAAAGAAUGAAAACGUUAAGAACCAGGGCUGAAUUUCACUGGAGCGCUCCCCCUGCAGGCCUCAAUGUUCUCUGCAACGCAAGUAACCAGAUAAUGGGGAGUAUGUGUGAGUGGUGAACCUGACAUUCCCGCACAGCCUCUAAAAUGAACGGGUGAAAAUGAACUACAACGAGGCCUGAGCGAUUUCAAAAUGUCCGAAAUGCCACAAAUUUCUUUGUAAUAUUGCAAUUCUGAAGAAGAGUGUCAUGUGUUUCAGAACAUGUCGAGAGUGAGGACAGACCGAUACUGAUACAUUUUCAAAAGUCAAGAUUCAGAUUCGUUCAAAUUGGCGGGAAUUCUGAAUUGCUAAGCUAACACAAGAAUCACAUACAUUUCAGAACGUGUAGAGAACUACUUUCUAUGAGAUAAGACACAAAGACAUAACAUUUCUUGAAUAAUGCUUUGUCUUUAUAAUUCGCUUAUUUGGAUUGUUCAUAUUGUGAUUGUAAUAUCAAUUUGAUGUGUAUUCAGAUUUGAUGAUUGCGUGAAAGGCAGAUAUUGUAUUGAAAAGUCAAAUUUUAUUAGAAUUUUAGCCACUGCCUCAAUAACAGUUUAUUCAGACAUGGGCAACAAAAACAUGCCAUACAAUUUUCUCUUUUGUGUCAGGUAAGUGAAUCGCUCACUCCAAAAUCAUGAAAGCAUCAAACAUGGAAGACAUUGUUUUCCAAAAAUGCGACCCGUGUAAGAGAAACUGUGGCCUAUAUCGCUAUAGUCUUUAAAAUGUAUAUGGCGGGUUACAACAUAGUGAGAUUUUACUGUUUAAACUGUCAGAAAAAUGCCUUCCUUGUGCAUAAAUUGUCUCAGCAUUUGGAUAGAAUUUUCAGUGUUGAUGGCAUCGGUAGUUAUUCAAUUUUAGGACUCAGAUUGUAGAAAAAAGUACAAAAAUACAUGAGGCAAUGCUUCCACUUACCUGAUGUAAAACUGAUAAAUAUUGACCACAGAUACUGUCACAUCAAACCAAGUCAGAAUUAGAAAAACCCCUCAUUGGCUCUUUAAGAUGUGAGCUGCUAGAGCUGUUAUUUUACAGUGACCACUAAGCAGUAUUGGACCACUUUAACAUUUAGCUAUUCCCUUUAGGCAAUAUCUGAAAAUGUUUUAAUGUAGAAGCAGUACUUAAAGCUGCACUAUGUAACGUUUCUGAUGGAGGUUGGGCACCUGGAUUGCCUCAGCAGAAAUUCUGAAAUGUGCUGCAGGACAUUAAACUCAUCUGUCUUUUAUAUUCUUACUGACCUGUCCUAAUGGCGUCAGAUACUUUUCUCUACUCAAAAUGCUCUGUUCCACCUUGUGAUGUCAUCUAGUAGUAGUUUUCAUGGUAACAGCUCCUUUUGUCUUUAGUUCAGUCAAGAUUGGCAAUUCCAAUUCUAAUUCAUGCAGUGCAAAACCAAGAGUUACUCAAGACCAUGUCUGAAGCCCAAUAACAAUACAAGUACCUCAUAGAAAUUGUUAUUUAAUGCCAUACUGUGGAAUAUCCCAAAUAAAGCAAUAACAUCUCCAUGGAGAAAAACAAGUGUCAGACCAUCCACUAGAAAAUUUACAGAGUGGACCUUUUAACAGUUAACUGGGCUGUAAAUAUUAAUAUUGUGCAAUAAAUUCUGUUAAUUUGCUUUGUAUUUCACAAUGGUCUAAGAAUAGUAUCAUGGCAAUUUAGAUUUUUAUGUGAAAAAGGGAAUGUCAAGCAAACAAUGAAUUUUGUGUAUAUGGAGAUGGAAAUUUGUGUAUAUGGAAAUGAAUUUAUGUUUUUGUAUCUUUAGCUUUUAAUUUCAAUUUUUUUUAUGUUUUUGCUUGUGAUUCUUGACUCAAAGUAGGGCCGGGCAAUGAAUGGAGAGAGUGUGAUUCUGACAUGUCUAAUCGUCAGUGAUAUAGUUGGGUUUUUGAAUCGAGACGUCCAUGGCCAGUCCUCUGUGGGUAAAAACAUGUGGUUUGGAACAGACGCAAGAGUUUAGAGGAAGGAAGGUGAUUUUGGUUUGUAUUAAAAGGCACAGAAUUAAUGUCUGCAUUGUUUAUAAUCAAGAAAUCAAUACUGAGAACCAUUUUUCUAAAUUAAAAUUUUGAGAGCUUUAACGUUUUGUUUCCUCAUCACAAACAGACCUGGAGUUAUGUUGUGCUUCAUUGACACAUGUUUAACACAUGAAUCCUGUAUAUUUAGGCUGACAGAAAACACUCUGUUCCACCUUGUGAUGUCAUGUGGUAAUACAGGAAGUGCUCCACUGUGUUUUUAAACUCCAUUCAUUUUCACUAGAAUCUUUUGCCCAAUCUACUGAAUUAAAAGCGAAAUGAGCUGCUAACUUGAUCUACCACUACAUGACAUCACAAGGUGGAACAGUGGAUUUUUGAGCUUUAGAGAUGUAGACAGACUAAAAAUGCAGAAUGCAGAAAACAUGUUUUGGAUGAGGUAACAGCAUUUUAAUACAGCUUAAAGCUCACAACUGAUUGAUUCAUUUUUCCCCAUAUCGCCACAGCCCUAAACGUUUUCAAAUUAUUGAAAUUUCAAAACCCUCACAAAAUUUGGCAUUUUUGUUUGUGCAACAUGUUGUUUUAUAUGUUUUUAUUGACUAUUACCUGGUUGUAAUCACUUUUUUCUGACUAAUUUAAUUUCUUUGUGUGUUACAUUGCCAUCUCUGCACUCUAGGUGGUGCUAUGGGAUAACUGCUCUGACUUUUACUACGUCUUUGGAAUGGAAACCUUAACAAAAUAAAUGUGAGUUUUCAAGAUUAUGAUGAAAUAAACACUUCAUA